Messenger RNA from Propithecus coquereli (Coquerel's sifaka), 572 nucleotides. RefSeq names its product poliovirus receptor-like. NCBI's taxonomy places the organism in Eukaryota, Metazoa, Chordata, Mammalia, Primates, Indriidae. Bases 13 to 249 code for a protein of 78 amino acids. The transcript is spliced from 3 exons. The record is from RefSeq and is a predicted model, not a curated record.
UCGGACUCAGGCAUGUUCUAUAUGAUCCUCUUCUUGACUGUGGUAAUCCUGGUUCUGUUCCUGCUGGGGCUGCUGCUUUAUUGCUGGAAGUUCAGAUCAGCCCCAUGUCGUUCCUUCCUGACAAAUCUGCCUCCUGUUUCCCGAGGUCCGGAGUGUGGCAGCCCCUCGGCUAACGGGAUCAUCUCCUACUCAGCUGUGAGCACUCAAGAUGGCUCUCCCCAGGAUACACAGAGAAAUGACACAAGGUGACAGCUUCGGGACCGAAUGGGAGAGAGGCUGGAGCUGACGAGGACGUGUGUCUCCCUAGCUGGACCCCACCCCAGUGGAUGAAGACCCCCCUCCAAAGAGACUGGCCACCCUCCCCCGUGCCAGACCUCAGGACAGCGUGGGCUCGUGCAAGUUCGGAGGUCUCCAAGACCACCCUCGGCUUCACUCGUUCACAAGAAGGACUCACAGAGCCGGCAGGGUGGCAGGGCCCGGGAUUCAGGCGGCGAUGAGGCCAGAGGGGCUGCACAGAGUCGGGUGGGCAAAGGGAGAUCGGUGGCUUUGCUGAACAUUGUCUGUCGCCAGCC